AUGAUACAUGAUCAAUCUAAGCCAGUUAUAGGGAAAUCAGGCGUUCCUCAAGGACCUUCUGAGCAAAAGGUUGCCGUGGUUACUGUUGACGACUGUGACACUUCUGUUGCAUUGCGCUUUGGCAGUUUCAUUGGGAAUUAUUCCUGUUCAGCUCAAGGAACACAAUCUGGAUCAAAAAAGUCUCUGGAUUUGACAGGUCCUUUGCUUCUUGGUGGAGUUCCAAACUUGCCUGAGGACUUUCCUCUUCAGAAUCAUGAAUUUAUGGGAUGCAUGAAAAACCUGUUUAUAGAUAACCAGCAAAUUGAUAUGGCUGAUUUCAUAGCAAAUAAUGGCACAGUGUCAGGGUGCUCUGCAAAGUGGAAUUUCUGUGAUUCAAACACGUGCAAGAAUGGAGGAACAUGUGUGAACAGAUGGGAGACCUUCAGUUGUGAGUGUCCCCUGGGCUUUGGAGGCAAGAACUGUGAACAAGUAAUGGCCAGUCCACAACGGUUUCUCGGGAGCAGCCUUGUUUCCUGGAGUAAUCUUGUCAACACAAUCACUUCACCCUGGUGCAUUGGUCUGAUGUUCCGGACACGGCAAGCAACUGGCAUCUUUAUUCGAAUAGAAGCUGGUCAGUUCUCAACAGUUAGCAUUCAGCUCAGUGAGGGAAAUGUGAUGUUAAGUGUGUAUCGCUCAAGCAGUCGGAUCACAGCACUGACAAUGGACCAAAUAAAAGUAAAUGAUGGUGAUUGGCAUCACUUGCAGCUAGAACUUAAUAGUUCCAAAGAUGAGUUGAAAACCAAAUACACAGCUCUCAUGUCUAUAGACUAUGGACAUCACCAGACAAUGGUCGAAAUUGGUAGCGAGCUGCAUGGAUUGAAUCUGAAAACAAUCAGUGUCGGUGGAGUCUCAGGAAAUGAUGGCAGUGUUCUUCAUGGGUUCCGGGGAUGUAUACAGGGGAUUCGUAUUGGUGAGACACCAUCCACAGCAGUGGCAUUGAAUAUAAACCAUGCUGAAAAGGUGAAUGUGGAGAGAGGCUGCAGCAUUCCUGAUCCCUGUGAUUCCAGCCCAUGUCCUACAAACAGCUACUGCAGUGAUGACUGGGAUAGCUACUCCUGCAGCUGUGACCCAGGUUACUAUGGUGAGGAUUGUAAGGAUGUUUGCACACUAAAUCCUUGUGAACAUCUAUCUGUGUGUACCCGUAAACCCAGUUCUUCUCAUGGUUACACUUGCGAUUGCUCAGUGAAUUAUUUUGGACAAUACUGUGAGACCAAGAUUGAUCAGCCUUGUCCUAAAGGAUGGUGGGGAAAUCCUAUGUGUGGACCCUGUAACUGUGAUACAAGAACUGGAUUUGAUGUAGACUGUAACAAGACCUCUGGAGAAUGCAGGUGCAAGGAAAACCACUACAGACCUCCAGAAAGCAAUGCCUGCUACCCUUGUGACUGUUACUCAACUGGUUCACUUGCUCGCUCCUGUGAUAUGGAGACAGGACAGUGUCAGUGUAAACCUGGUGUGAUUGGAAGGCAGUGCAACCGCUGUGACAAUCCGUUUGCAGAAGUCUUCACCCAAGGGUGUGAAGUGAUUUAUGACAGUUGUCCACGAGCUAUGGAGGCAGAGAUCUGGUGGCCCAGAACUAAGUUUGGACUCCCCGCUGCAGUACCUUGUCCCAGAGGAUCAAUGGGAACAGGAAUUCGACAUUGUGAUGAACACAGGGGCUGGCUCCCUCCUGAUCUCUUUAAUUGUACCACCAAUGUUUUUGUAGAGCUGAAAACCUUUGCUGAUAAAUUGAAACGGAAUGAGACUUUGCUGGACAUGGAAAAAUCCAAGAAAAUUGCCCUCAUGUUGCGGAAUGCCACCCAGCACACAGAUGAAUAUUUCGGUAGUGAUGUCAAGGUCGCGUACCAUGUGACCUCAAAAAUCUUAGAAUUUGAGAACACACAGCGGGGAUUUGACUUGGCUGCAACCCAGGAAGUCCAGUUCACAGAGAACCUUAUUAAAGUUGGAAGUGCAAUUCUUGAUAUCAGUAACAAGAAGCACUGGGACAUAAUCCAGCAAUCAGAUGGAGGAACUGCACACUUGCUAAAGCACUAUGAAGAUUAUGCAAAUGCUCUGGCACAAAACAUGAGAAAAACCUACCUCACCCCCUUCACCAUUGUCACACCCAAUAUUGUGAUUUCAGUAGCUCGUCUUCACAAAAUGAACUUUUCUGGAGUGAAACUUCCACGGUAUGACUUCAUCCGAGGAGAGAAGCCUAAAGACUUGGAGACCAUUGCAAUCCUUCCAGAGACAAUUUUUACACCUGCAGAAACUAAAGAAAAUCCCAAAGUCCCAACCUCCUCAUCGGAAGACGAAAGCACAGCUCUGAGCAGAAAACGGAGACAGUCUGAUUUAAAUGAGCAGGAUGCCAUCGCUAGUAUAAUAAUCUAUUGGACACUGGGACAGCUUUUACCAGAACGUUAUGAUCCUGACAAAAGAAGUCUAAGGGUUCCUAAGCGACCUGUCAUUAACAGCCCCAUAGUGAGUAUUGCCGUCCAUGACAACGAUGAAUUACUACAGCACCAACUGGAAAAGCCCAUCAGAGUGCAGUAUAGGCUUUUUGAAACUGAAGAACGAUCCAAGCCCAUUUGUGUCUUCUGGAACCAUUCCAUCCCUGUUGGUGGAACCGGAGGCUGGUCAUCAAAAGGAUGUGAAUUAGUCUUCAGGAAUGAGACCCAUAUCAGCUGUCAGUGUAAUCAUAUGACAAGCUUUGCUGUUCUGAUGGACAUUUCUAGACGAGAGAAUGGUGAAAUUCUGCCUCUGAAGCUGGUCACAUACUCCACUGUGGCUGUCUCACUCAGUGCUUUGCUGCUGUCCUUCUUGAUUCUCCUGUUUCUAAGGGCCCUUCGUUCAAACCAGCACAGCAUCAGUAAAAACAUGGUCAUGGCUCUCUUCUUGUCUGAACUCAUCUUUGUCCUUGGAAUUAACCAAGCAGAUAAUCCAUUUGUUUGCACUGUGAUUGCCAUUCUCCUCCAUUUCUUCUACAUGUGCACCUUUGCCUGGAUGUUCUUGGAAGGGCUUCACAUUUACCGCAUGUUAACAGAGGUUCGUGAUAUCAACUAUGGCCCCAUGCGAUUCUACUAUAUGGUUGGCUGGGGUGUCCCUGCCUUCAUCACAGGGUUGGCUGUUGGCCUUGAUCCUGAAGGUUAUGGUAAUCCUGAUUUCUGCUGGUUGUCCAUCUAUGACACUUUGAUAUGGAGCUUUGUCGGUCCCAUAACUGCAGCAGUUUCUAUGAAUGUUUUUCUUUAUAUUCUGUCUGCCAAAACUUCCUGCAGACCAGGACAUCAAGGUUUUGAGAAGAAAGGAAGUGUGUCUGGAUUGCGUACAGCAUUUGUGGUGCUGCUGCUUGUCAGUACAACCUGGUUCUUGGCCUUGUUGGCUGUGAACAGUGACACCAUUGUUUUCCACUAUCUCUUUGCUGGUUUUAAUUGUCUCCAGGGUCCAUUUAUUUUCAUCCGUUGCAUCCUCAACAAUGAAGUAAGAAAAGCUUUUAAAUAUACCUUCAGUAAGAAGCACACAGAUGAUACUGUUGGCACAACAAAAUCAACAUUGGCAUCAUCAUUGUGUAACAACACGUAUAUUGAUGGUCGUGCAUGUCACUCAACCUUUGGUGAUUCAGCUGCAUCAGUAAGCAGUACUUCAAGGUCAGGGAAAAGCCAUAACAGUUACAUUGCAUUCGUCCUCAGGGAAGAAGCUGCUUUGAAUAAUAGUACCUCAAGUCAAGCCCAUGUUGCUCUCACUGACCAUGCCACUUCCUUAUUCCAUGAGAUUAAGACAAACCCAGAUGAACACGAUUCAGACUCUGACAGUGAUCUGUCACUGGAAGAUGACCAAAGUGGAUCUUAUGCCUCCACACAUUCUUCAGAUAGUGAAGAUGAUGAUUAUCAAGGAGACCCAGGUUGGGAAAAAAUUAUAUCCCCAAAUAAUGAAAAACAUCAUCAUCACAGUACUCCAAAAGUGGACAACAUUUCUGCUCAUGUGAAACCUUAUUGGCCAGGAGAAUUUAUGACAACAGCAAGUGAAAGUGAAGGUCCUGGCGGGUCAGAGAAUUUGAAAGUCGAAACUGUGGCAAACAUUGAGCUUCACCGAGAAAAGCUUAACUAUUUGGAUGAGAAGCCAAAGGAAAAUGGAGACAGCUUGUACAAAGAAAAUGCAUUAUCAUUGCCUAACCCUAACGCACAACCUCAGAAAGGAAUUUUGAAAAAUAAAGCAUUACCAUUAUUCUCAGAGAAAAACAGCAUCAAUCGAAUUCAUAAUGAACUUUCCAACCAUAAACCUGCCACUGUCUGCUCACGAGCAUCUUCAGUGGGAUCCAGUGAAGGAAGUCGAGCAGGAGGUGUAACAAAACUGAGACAAACAACAGGGGAAAUGAAUGGAGUGAUGCCCAUACCUAUGAGCAUUAAAACAGGCACAGUUGAUGAAGAUUCAUCAGGGUCUGAUAGCAGUGAUGAGACCUCGAUAUGACUUGUCAGCAUAGGAUGAAGAGGAUUGCUAAAAAGCUGCGGCGAUGUCACUUUGCUUACUUCCUAUAGUGCUGGUGACUUGUGCCUUGUCCCAAAGCGCAAUGCUCGCACAUAAGCAGACUGUCUAAUAUGGAAAGGAAAGGAACUGCUGUCAUCAGGAGAGGGUGUCUGGAAGAAGUGAUCACUUAUUGUCAGUGCCAAAUCUUGCUGAAAUGCUGUUCUGAACAAAGUGGGUGCCUGGAAACUACAUUACACAAUGAUCAAAAUGCACCCAGACAUACUUCAGAACAGUGAGGACAGCGCAUGGAGCAACCAAAAUUCAAAGAAGCCAAUUAAAGUUUCAGAAUUUUGAGUUCUCAAACAAUGUGCAGAAAAAUGAAAGACUUAAAGCUUCAGGGAAUUUAUUGUAACUACUGUUUAUAUGAUAUCUGUUCAUGAUUAUAGCUCCGUAUUGAAAACUCCCCUUGACAACCUCAAUCAAAUGCUUUUUUUGAUUUCAACUGUCCAAAUUAUAGGAUGUAAGAGACACGCAUUACAGGAAUUAUAUAAAUUGCCUUACAAUAAGGUCACGUAACUUGUAAUUAUGGCUAUCUUAAAUUUAAACCUACAGUUUUUUUUAAUAUGCAAAAGCAUUUAAUUCUGUUACAAUGAUUAGAAUGUUUUGCUGCACUGAAAACUUGUUUUCUCAAUCACAUAUUCAAUACAGUUGUAAUGGAUUGAGUAUUUUCUCUAAAAACCAUUGGUACUAUUUGGGAAUUGUAUAAAGUAAAAAUGGCAUACAUGGCCUGUUUUAUUUGGUAAUGAUGAACCUUUAUUUAUAAUCCAAUUACCAGUUUUGAUUUUGAGUUUGUCUUUGGGAAACUAUAUUGUCAAAGGUUGUACCUAUGGCAGUCCCCUUUGAAUAGCUCUCAUAGAGGGCUGUAUGCUAUGACUGGGCAAAUACAAGCCGUUUAACUGUAACUACAUUCACCACAUGUGAAAACAAAUGCCUUUAGCCACAUGGCCUUCAUGCUCCAGCUAUAGUGGAGUUGUUCUCAGACCAAUGCCUACUUUGAACUUUUUUUUACAAGACAGUUGUUUGUAGAUAUUUUGAUAUAAUUUUUAAGUUGUCUUGAGAGAAAAUGUGUGUUGUACAUGCUUUUCUGUUUUAAGUUGGUUAACAUAGUUCUAAGGGAAAAAUGAGUAGGAACUGCAGGAUGUUUAUUUAAAAAAAUGCUGCUCAUUUUUUUCUGUUAAUAUGGUGUCUGUUAAUAUUGUAUAGAUUCAAUGUUUGACUGAAAGUAAAGGCUUCCACUAUUUUAUCUGAAAAAAAAAUUUUUUCCAUUGUUGUCACCACAAAAGACCAGAAUACUGAAUGCUUUCUAACAGUGAAUUGUACAGUGAGUUCCUUAAUGUACAUACUGGCAGUUUUUAAAUAAAUGUAGUUGAAACAGAUAUAGUAACCUGAAA
Chiloscyllium plagiosum (whitespotted bambooshark) is the source of this 5927-nucleotide messenger RNA. NCBI's taxonomy places the organism in Eukaryota, Metazoa, Chordata, Chondrichthyes, Orectolobiformes, Hemiscylliidae. The record is from RefSeq and is a predicted model, not a curated record.